GAACCUGAAAAUCCACCGGAGAUCGCCUCAAGUUUCAGAGCUGUUGAGUAUUUUCCGGCGAAAUUUGCCGGCGAAAUGUGCAAGUUCGGAUCACUCGUCUUCCUCUUACUUCUUUGCUCUGCGGCUCUUGCUUCUGCUCAGGGAUCUAAGAACAGAACCACAAAGUGGCAGACAUUAAGCGGAAAUGAACCUUUGGUCGUGGCACGUGGUGGCUUUUCAGGGCUAUUUCCUGAUUCUAGCGGAAUUGCCUACCAGUUUGCUGGACUGGUUAGUUUACCCAACGUAUUAUACUGGUGCGAUGUACAGCUGACAAAAGACGGUGCUGGCAUUUGCUUUCCAAAUCUCAUGAUUGUGAACGGUUCUGACAUAUCAACUUUUUACCCAAACAAAACUAGUACCUACUCUGUUAAUGGGGUAUCUAUGACAGGAUGGUUCCCUGUGGAUUUCACCCUCAAUGAACUGACAAAUGUCGUUUGUAAGUUUAGAUGUCGAUAGUCUUAUGUUCCAGUUUCAUGUGGCCUUAACAUUUUUUUUAUGACCUGAUAUUCUUAACUGCUGCAUGAAUGUUUUGGUUUGUAUAUAAUAUAUGGCACGAGGUGUAAGAUAUUUGUGACAUUAGUAGAACCUUGUGUAAGCAUAAUCCUUUAAUGUGCAUUUAUAAGUUAUAACAAAUAUAAAACUAUUCAAUCAA
This is a messenger RNA of Camellia sinensis, 691 nucleotides long. The record is from RefSeq and is a predicted model, not a curated record. NCBI's taxonomy places the organism in Eukaryota, Viridiplantae, Streptophyta, Magnoliopsida, Ericales, Theaceae.